Carassius auratus (goldfish) is the source of this 4315-nucleotide messenger RNA. RefSeq names its product signal transducer and activator of transcription 5B-like. Lineage: Eukaryota; Metazoa; Chordata; Actinopteri; Cypriniformes; Cyprinidae. Gene Ontology annotation, biological process: signal transduction; regulation of DNA-templated transcription. The coding region runs from base 410 to 2833 and encodes 807 amino acids. The transcript is spliced from 19 exons. Gene Ontology annotation, molecular function: DNA binding; DNA-binding transcription factor activity. The record is from RefSeq and is a predicted model, not a curated record.
GAGAUUGUCUUCUAUCCACUUUCUCUUUUUUCAUUGAAACAACAAGUUGCAACAUCUGAAUGAACAUGGAAAGUAGCCAGAAGCUUUCUUGUUUUUAUUUUUUAUUUUAUUUAUUUUUUUCAGGUAAGAGUAGGUCUACCUAUUUUUUUAAGUUGUUAAUGGAACUCAAAAUUAACUAUAUUGUUGUGUGUGAGAGAGUAUUCUGUAUCAAAGAAAACAAACUCCAGCAUUUGAAGAACUUGGAAAGUGUCCUAAAAAUUUUUUGAUUUCAGGUAAGAAAAAUUACCUAUUUUUAAAUUGUUAAAAGAACUCAUAAUUAACCAUGUUGUGUGUGUAUGUGUGUGUGAGUGUGUCUAUGUGUGUUUGUGUGUUUUGUAUUGAAAACAAACAAAGAAUCUACAACAUCUGAAUGAAGGUGCAAAAGAGCCUGAAUCUUGCUUGGGAUGAUUUUUUUAUUUCAGAGCCAGGUAUGGCGCUGUGGAUUCAGGCUCAGCAGCUGCAGGGGGAUGCCCUGCUUCAGAUGCAGUCUCUCUAUGGCCAGCAUUUCCCCAUUGAGGUGCGCCACUACCUGGCACAGUGGCUGGAGGCUCAGCCAUGGGAUGCCAUCGACCUGGAGAACCAGCAGGACGAGUUUAAAGCAAAAGGUCUGCUGGAUGGACUGAUCCAGGAACUCCAGAGGAAGGCAGAGCAUCAGAUGGGUGAAGAUGGUUUCUUGUUGAAAAUCAAACUGGGACAUUAUGCCACACAGCUGAAGAGUUCGUAUGACCCUUGCCCUCUGGAGCUUGUGCGGUGUGUUAAACACAUCCUGUACACUGAGCAAAGACUUGUACAGGAAGCAUCCAACGCCAGCAGCUCGGGGUCAGGUCCGGUAGAUGGGACCUCUCAGAAAUAUCAGCAGAUCAACCAGACAUUUGAGGAGCUACGUGUAAUGACACAGGACACAGAAAACGACCUUCGCAAGCUGCAGCACAGUCAAGAAUACUUCAUCAUUCAGUACCAGGAAAGCUUAAGGAUACAGGCACAAUUGAGUAGUUUGGCCAGCCUUCCUCCAGCUGAGCGUGUUCAGAGAGAAUCGGGUCUGCAGAGCAGGAAGUCAACGCUAGAGGGCUGGCUCACACGAGAGGCCAAUACCUUACAGAAAUACAGACAGGAAUUGGCAGAGAAGCAUCAGAGCACUCUAGCUCUGUUGAGGAAGCAGCAAACUGUAAUCAUAGAUGAUGAACUGAUUCAGUGGAAGAGACGACAGCAGCUCGCCGGCAAUGGAGGACCAUCAGAGGGAGGACUGGACAUACUGCAAGCCUGGUGUGAAAAGUUGGCCGAUAUGAUCUGGCAAAACAGACAGCAGAUUCGCCGAGUUGAACACCUGACACAGCAGCUGCCCAUUCCUGGACCCACGGAAGAACUGCUCACUGAACUCAACGCUACUGUCACAGACAUCAUAUCAGCACUCGUCACCAGUACAUUUAUAAUUGAGAAACAGCCUCCUCAAGUGCUGAAGACUCAAACCAAAUUUUCGGCAACGGUUCGCUUGCUGGUCGGAGGGAAACUCAAUGUCCACAUGAAUCCUCCUCAGGUUAAAGCCACCAUCAUCAGUGAACAGCAGGCCAAGGCCUUACUAAAGAAUGAAAACACCCGCAAAAGUGACAGUAGUGGAGAGAUUCUGAACAACAACUGUGUGAUGGAGUACCACCAAACCACUGGCACCCUGAGUGCACACUUCAGGACCAUGUCUCUGAAGCGUAUAAAGAGAUCAGACCGCCGUGGGGCAGAGUCAGUGACUGAAGAGAAGUUUACGGUUCUUUUUGAGUCUCAGUUCAGUGUGGGAGGCAAUGAACUUGUGUUUCAUGUGAAGACAUUAUCCCUGCCUGUUGUGGUCAUCGUUCAUGGGAGUCAAGACAAUAAUGCUACAGCGACAGUACUGUGGGAUAAUGCUUUCUCUGAGCCGGGUCGAGUGCCAUUCGUGGUGCCAGAUAAGGUGCUGUGGCCACAGCUGUGUGAGGCUUUGAACAUGAAAUAUAAAUCGGAAGUUCAGAGCGAGAGAGGUCUGUCAGAAGACACUCUGGUGUUCCUCGCUCAGAAAGCCUUCAGCAGUUCCAGCAACAACCCUGAGGACUUCUGCAACAUGACUAUCACCUGGUCUCAGUUCAAUAGGGAGAGUUUGCCAGGCAGGAACUUCACAUUCUGGCAGUGGUUGGAUGGCGUCAUUGAGCUCAUGAAGAAACACCUGAAGUCUCACUGGAAUGAUGGAGCAAUUCUUGGUUUCCUGAACAAGCAGCAAGCUCAGGACAUGUUGAUGUCCAAACCAAAUGGUACAUUCCUUCUGCGCUUCAGCGACUCUGAGAUCGGAGGGAUCACCAUAGCAUGGGUUGCAGAAAACCCAAACAAAGCAGGAGAAAGGAUGGUGUGGAACCUGAUGCCCUUCACUACUAAAGAUUUCUCCAUCCGCUCUCUGGCUGAUCGGAUCAGUGAUCUGAACCAUCUGCUCUUCCUCUAUCCCAACCAGCCGAAAGAGGAAGUCUUCUCCCGUUACUGCACACCUCCAAACUCAAAAGCAGUGGGGGAUGGAUACGUCAAACCAGAGAUCAAGCAGGUGGUGAAGGUUGAGUUUUCUUCGCCCAAUCCUGAACCAUCUCCAGGGAAUUCCUUCAUGGAGCAUGCAGCAUCACCCACUGUCAAUCAACACCAUAACUUCACAAUCUAUCCAUCAAUGAAUGACUCCAUGUUAGACGCGGAAGGUGAAUUUGAUCUGGAAGAGACCAUGGACAUGGCCCGACAGGUGGAGGAGUUCCUUCGUCAGCCCAUGGAAACCCAGUGGAGCGGACAACAGUCAUGAUCUUUUAACCUUGUGAUCUCUUAUGAGAGCUACACAAAAACUCAGUGGUUACAUUCCAUAUUUUUAUCUUUACAAAUGUGAAAUGCUAUGUUUGUCAAAGCUGAUCAAUGGAUGCUUAACUGCCUUUGCAUUUUAUAUAUAGUUUGAUGUUUAAUUUCCCAUCAUUAACCCCCGAAGAACAAUAGACUAUCAGUUGCAAUAAUACACUUCUAUUUGACUGGAUAUGAGCGGCUUUAUUUUACUAGCCCAGUGUGGGUUUGACACUUUCAUUGCCCUUUAUCUUGAUUGUUAUAGUCGUGUUAUAAAAAUCUUCUUCAUCAAAUCUUUAAGUCCAGUCACACAAUUGGCUAAUUGAAGACAUUGAUCUUUCAGUAUUCAGUCUUCUCAAUUUGUCCACCUACAAUUAGAAUGCUUUACAGUUGCAUUCAGGGUUGCCAGGCCACGAAACAAAACCAGCCCAGUUGCUAUUCAAAACUAGCCCAGUCACAUUUUUCCCACGGUUUUCACCUGCUGAAAACACAACCAACGAGCGAGUUUCGCUGCCUCUCUAACAUGAUCCUGCAUGAGAGCACCCAAGGGGGACACAAUCACAAUUAUCACCUUGCCGGACUUUGGCCAGUUUCUCGCUGACGAUCGGUAACAGUUGAUAAAUUAAACUCCCAAAACCUGUCGGGAGUAGGGCCACAACACCUCCAUUCAAAAUGUGAAACAAAUACUCUUCUUGUUUGGGCUACAGUUCCAGUACAGUACAAAUCCCGGGAAUAUUGUCCAUAACAGAGUGAAUAGCAUCCCGUGUCUCCAUGUCCACUGUCAUUUUCGAUAUUCCCUAACCUAAACUACAAUCUUAAAUUCUGCGCUUACGCUUACCUUUGCAUCUGGGAGAUGGUUUGCUAUCUCAGACUGAGUACAGAAGUUAACUGAAAUUAAGCAGAAUUACGAAGUCUGACGUAGUCAGGCUAGGACUUGGUAGCCCUGACUGCAUUUUGUCAUUUAUGCACCUUGUGGCACUACACAGAAAAAUGCCUAUUGUAUAACUGGUGCUGUAUGUUUAAUUAGUUUUCUAACGCCUUUAAUUGUCUACCAAACAGGCACUCCUGGCUAUCCUGGUUGACAUUAGUGUGGAGUUAUUUCUCCCCAACAUUAGUUACAGCAUCCCCUAGCAUUGGAGAUGUAUUAAAUUUAGCACGUAAAUAUCCAUGCAUUCCAAACCAUUCACACUUUCUAGAUAUUAGCUUAUGAAAUUUAAUUGAUAAUUUUUAGGAUUUGGGAUUGGGAAUCUUAGAUCUUAUUGGGAAGCACUUCCUCUAUCAAACGGUUGCCGAGUUAUGAUCUUUAUGUUGUGUUGCCCCCUAUGGGUGGAUUUUGACACAAUUUGUUGUGAAUUCUUAAGGUUGUUUAUGUGUACCAAGUUUAGUUAAAUUUGAUAUCAUUAGAGCAAACUGAAGAAUCAAAAAUAUUUCAAUAACCCUUUUUUUUAUUUUA